AAUUCAGUCAAUCGUUACAAUCGAAUGAAAAUUGAUCACAAGUCGCGAGCAACAUUAAAUUUUUUUCUUUUUUCGGUGAUAUUAAAAUAAUAUAAUUUUGUGUGUUAAAAUGAAUCGUUUAACAAUCAGAUCAACCUCUUCACACCUUUUGUGUGUUAAAAAACUCAGUGAAAACUAUUUUAAAGGCAGUGCAAAAUACUUUGCAACUGCACAUGAUGUUUUAUAUCCUACAAAAUCGGAUUUUCCUAGUCGUCAUAUUGGACCACGUAAAACGGAUGUUGUUGCCAUGCUUGAUACCUUAGGUUAUAAGUCACUCAAUGAACUCACGGAAAAAGCAGUACCAAAGAAGAUUCAACUUAACAGAGACUUAAAUCUCGACAAACCAUUAAGUGAGCACGAAUUGAUUGAGAGAAUCCGGUCAAUUGCAAAUAAGAAUGAAAUUUGGAGAUCAUACAUUGGUAUGGGUUAUCACAACUGCUAUGUGCCACACACCAUACAGCGAAAUAUAUUUGAAAACCCAGGAUGGACAACACAAUAUACUCCAUAUCAACCAGAAAUUGCCCAAGGACGUCUUGAAUCUCUACUUAAUUACCAGACACUAGUUUCAGAAAUGACUGGACUUGAUGUUGCAAAUGCAUCGCUGCUCGAUGAAGGAACUGCAGCAGCUGAAGCUAUGUGUUUAUGUGCUAGACACAAUAAACGCAACAAAUUAUACCUUUCGAACAAGGUACAUCCCCAAACUAUUUCUGUUGUUCAAACUCGUGCAUCAGCCUUAGAACUUGAUAUUGAAGUUGGACCAAUUCAAAAUGCCGAUUUAAAGAGUCGUGAGUUUGCAGGAAUUCUCCUACAAUAUCCCGAUACCUAUGGAGAUGUCAAUGAUUUCGAAAGUAUCUCAGAACUUGCUCGGAAAAAUGGAACUCUAACAGUGGUAGCAACUGAUCUCUUAGCAUUAACUCUGCUUAGACCCCCAGCAGAAUUUGGAGCUGAUAUAGCUAUUGGAACAUCCCAACGUUUGGGUGUUCCACUUGGAUACGGAGGUCCCCAUGCAGGAUUUUUUGCCUGCAAGCAAAGUCUGGUGCGACUUAUGCCAGGACGAAUGAUUGGUGUCACAAGGGACGCAGAUGGUCAUGAUGCUUACAGAUUAGCUCUUCAAACUCGCGAGCAACAUAUAAGACGUGACAAGGCCACCAGUAACAUCUGUACCGCUCAAGCUUUGCUGGCGAAUAUGUCUGCAAUGUUUGCCGUUUAUCACGGACCACAUGGGCUCAAAGAAAUAGCCAAACGUAUCCAUCACUCAGCACUCACUCUUUAUGCUGGUCUAAUAAACGCUGGACACUCUGUUAGUAACCAGCGUUUCUUUGACACCCUUCAUAUUGUUCCUUCCGAUUCAAUGACAAUUGAAGAAAUUCGUUCGCGUGCCGAAAAGAAGAAAGUAAACUUCAGGUAUUUCCCCGAUGGUGCAAUAGGUGUUGCUCUUGAUGAAACUGUCUCCCCCAGUGAUAUUUCGGAUCUCUUAUGGAUUUUCGGAUGCAAACCUAUUGAAGAAGUUCUCGCGGAAACAGAUAUUACAAAGAAUUCAAUUGAGAAUACGAAAUUUUUGAGAACAUCAGCUUAUUUGACCCAUCCUAUAUUUAGCACUCAUCACAGUGAGUCAAGAAUGGUUCGAUAUAUGAAAAAGUUGGAGAAUAAGGAUAUUUCCUUGGUGCAUUCUAUGAUUCCCCUGGGAUCUUGCACGAUGAAGCUGAACUCUACAACUGAAAUGAUGCCAUGUUCGUUCCAUCAUUUCACAGACAUUCAUCCGUUUGCACCCGUUGAGCAAGCUCAGGGCUACCAUCAAAUGUUUCAGGAACUUGAAAAAGACCUCUGUGAGAUAACUGGUUAUGAUAAAAUAUCAUUCCAGCCAAAUAGUGGCGCCCAAGGCGAGUAUGCUGGUUUACGUGCUAUUAGAUCUUACCACGAGCAUCGAAAUGAGAGUCACCGAAAUAUAUGCUUGAUCCCAAUUAGUGCUCACGGAACAAAUCCUGCAUCGGCACAAAUGGCUGGCAUGAAGGUGGAACCAAUUCGUCUAAAGUCAGACGGAAGUAUAGAUAUGGCUCACUUGAAGGACAAAGUGUCCGAACACGAACGUGAUCUUUCUUGCUUGAUGAUAACCUAUCCCUCGACAAUGGGAGUGUUUGAGGAGACUGUUGCUGACAUUUGUGAUAUGAUUCAUGCUCAUGGUGGACAGGUGUACCUUGACGGAGCUAAUAUGAAUGCUCAAGUCGGUCUGUGUCGUCCUGGAGACUAUGGAAGUGAUGUGUCUCAUUUGAAUUUGCAUAAGACAUUUUGUAUUCCACACGGUGGAGGUGGUCCAGGAAUGGGUCCAAUUGGGGUGAAGUCUCAUUUGGCUCCUUACCUGCCUGGUCAUCCGGUUAUAAGUCCUCUAGAAUGCGAAGCUAACAGUUUUGGGGUCGUAAGUGCGGCGCCAUUUGGUAGUUCUGCAAUUCUGCCAAUAUCAUGGUCAUACAUCAAACUGAUGGGAAGUCGAGGUUUAAAACGAGCAACACAGGUUGCCAUCCUAAAUGCCAAUUAUAUGUCCAAACGUCUCGAAGGGGAAUAUAAGACAUUGUUCAAAGAUCCCAAAAAUGGUCUAGUAGCUCAUGAAUUCAUCUUAGAUGUUCGGGAUUUCAAGAAAACUGCUAAUAUUGAAGCAGUGGAUAUUGCCAAACGAUUGAUGGAUUAUGGAUUUCAUGCUCCGACAAUGUCAUGGCCUGUCGGAGGCACUCUUAUGAUAGAACCAACUGAAUCUGAAGACAAACAAGAAUUGGAUAGAUUUUGUGAAGCAAUGAUAUCUAUUCGAGAUGAAAUUAGAGAAAUCGAAGAAGGUCGAAUGGACAAGAGUGUUAAUCCAUUGAAGAUGUCACCACACACGCAGGCGCAAGUUGUUUCGGACAAUUGGAAUAGACCAUAUAGUAGGGAAUUGGCUGCUUUUCCAGCGCCUUUUGUGAAAUCUGAAUCAAAAAUGUGGCCAACAGUUGGACGAAUUGAUGAUGCAUAUGGUGAUAAGCAUUUGGUGUGUACGUGUCCGCCUAUUCUACCAGAAUUUUAAUUUGUAAAAUAUUUUUUUCAGUUAAAAUAGUUUUAAUAAAUGUUCAUAUAACUAUGAUUUGUAAAUAAAAUAAGAAUCUCUAUAAAA
Molecule: messenger RNA, 3175 nt
Organism: Episyrphus balteatus (marmalade hoverfly)
Lineage: Eukaryota; Metazoa; Arthropoda; Insecta; Diptera; Syrphidae
Product: glycine dehydrogenase (decarboxylating), mitochondrial
Exons: 7
Coding region: 110-3088 (992 amino acids)
Biological process (GO): glycine decarboxylation via glycine cleavage system
Cellular component (GO): mitochondrion; glycine cleavage complex
Molecular function (GO): glycine binding; pyridoxal phosphate binding; glycine dehydrogenase (decarboxylating) activity
Source: RefSeq, a predicted model, not a curated record